CCACCAGUGCUGGAGGGCGACAACUGCGUGUUCGAUGGGAUGAUCUAUCGCAACGGAGAGACGUUUCAGCCCAGCUGCAAGUACCAGUGCACCUGCCGCGACGGGCAGAUCGGCUGUCUGCCCCGCUGCAACCUGGACCUGCUGCUUCCCGGCCCCGACUGCCCCUUCCCCAGAAAGAUCGAGGUCCCCGGAGAGUGCUGUGAGAAGUGGAUCUGCGACCCUGACGAUGAAGUGAUUUUGGGUGGUUUUGCUAUGGCUGCCUACAGACAAGAGGCCACACUUGGGAUUGAUGUGUCAGAUUCAAGUGCCAAUUGUAUUGAGCAGACAACAGAAUGGAGUGCUUGUUCCAAAAGCUGUGGAAUGGGCUUUUCCACCCGUGUUACCAACAGAAAUCAACAGUGUGAGAUGGUGAAGCAGACACGGCUUUGCAUGAUAAGACCUUGUGAAAAUGAGGAGUCAUCUGAUAAGAAAGGGAAGAAAUGUAUCCGAACAAAGAAGUCCGUGAAAGCUGUUCGCUUUGAAUACAAGAACUGCACCAGUGUGCAGACAUACAAACCACGUUUCUGUGGCCUCUGCAGUGAUGGGCGUUGCUGCACCCCACACAACACCAAAACAAUUCAAGUUGAGUUCCGCUGUCCUCAGGAUAAAGUCGUAAAAAAGCCAAUGAUGUUGAUCAACACCUGUGUCUGUCAUAACAACUGUCCUCAGAGUAACAUUGUUUUCUACCAGCCAUUAGAUCUGACAUCUAGCGAAGCCAAAAUAUGAAAUGGAUGAACUAGAUAGCUCAAAAGGUAUAAAUAGUUACUACAAAACUUGACCCACUGUCAGAUGAAUGUAACAAUUGCGUAUCUAAAAUAUCUGAAGCAUAUUUCAAAACGGUCUAGGUGCUUUCUUUUUUUCCUGUAGUUUAUUAAUAAAUACCUCAUUUUACACUUCCCCCCUCCAAAUGUCUUAUUCACUUGAAGGAAAUUUUGCACCUUGGACAGAGCCUUUUUUUUUUAUUGACGGUGGCAUAGAUUACAAAGUGAACAGCUAGACUGUCUCCUCGGUUUAAGGGGAUCAUGCCACAAGUUUCAGUAGCUGCAAGACUGGGCUCUAAGAGUAAAUGGUUUCCUUGGGAAUGC
Molecule: messenger RNA, 1124 nt
Organism: Acanthisitta chloris (rifleman)
Lineage: Eukaryota; Metazoa; Chordata; Aves; Passeriformes; Acanthisittidae
Gene: CCN3
Product: nephroblastoma overexpressed
Exons: 3
Biological process (GO): cell adhesion; signal transduction
Cellular component (GO): extracellular matrix
Molecular function (GO): heparin binding; integrin binding
Source: RefSeq, a predicted model, not a curated record